Stylonychia lemnae is the source of this 3213-nucleotide messenger RNA. NCBI's taxonomy places the organism in Eukaryota, Ciliophora, Spirotrichea, Sporadotrichida, Oxytrichidae. The record is from the annotation of a GenBank genome assembly.
AUGAAGAAACUUUCGAAUACCUAGUACAAUUCUAAGUAGAAUUUAUUUUCAAGUACUGAUCCAAAUUUGACUAAAGCACUUGGAAAGUUUCAUCAUAGACAGUAAUAGAGUGCUAACUUUGAUAAUUCUGGGCGUUAAUUCAACUAGUCUUAAUAGCUCCAAAAUACAAGAUCAACAACAGAUUUAUUACAGCAAUAGUUUUCAUAGGGAUUGUAAAAAGCUAUUGAUAAUUUCCCACCAAUUGACAAGAAUAGCCUCAAUGCCAGAAUGCCUCCUCUCUAAGUGAAAAAAAACAAUUAUAUAAACUCAAAGUAAAAAAAUAUCUUCAAUAUACAAGAUCAAGAAAUUCGUUCGAGUCAGAAUCAGAGAUCAAUAAAUUUAAAUAAUAAACUAAGUCCUAUUAAAAAGAAAUCUUCAUCUAAAAUACAAGAGGUAAAUGAGGAAAAAGAGGUAACUCCUCCUCAUAUCAGAUUGUCAAAAGCCCGACUAUAGGUAGCCAAUGAUGUUAAUGGAGAUAUUGAGCUUUUUCACCAGAAACUACAGGUUCGGCUAUCAAAGUAAUCAUUCAUAACUAUAAAUAAUCAAGGAACACCAACGAAUAAACUUUCGAAAGUUGACUCUUAAUACUCGAACGAAGGCAUAGACUUCCUAAAAAGAGCUAGAAUGUCAGUAUAAAUUCAAGAACCAUCAGAUUUCUAGAGGUCUGUGCAAAAACUAAUGAAAGUUUCUGAGGACAAAAAUUCAAGGUCAAAGUCAAUUCAUAAAUUUCAGUAGCAGUUCUUAGAUCCCCGAGAGUCUAUUAGAAUUCACAUGGAAAAAAUGAAAUCUAUUGAGUAAAGGGAUAUGAAUAAAUUAAGGCAAUAAUCGAUGGCUAAUCCUAAUUUGUUUUAUAAUAUGAGCAUUCACAGAUAGAGCAUAUAUUCCUAUUAAGGAAACCAACUAAAUAGCAGAUUUAAUUAAUUAUCAUCACAGAAAUCCAAUAGUAAUGUUAAUCUUACUCAUGGAACGAAAUCAUCAAGAGAUGAAUCUGAGGAAUCAUCUUAAGAAGAGGAAGAACAUAGGAGGAAGAUGUCUAUUCUCUAGCAUCCGAAGAAAUCCAAAACUUAAAAGAAAAGUGUGAUGCAAGUUGAAAACAUGACUGCAAUUUUCAGUAAGCCUAUUGAUGAGAGGGAAAAAUCAGAUAAGGAAAAGAUAGUACUAUUUCUAAGAAACGGAGUAAAGUUUCUUGAGCCUAUAUAAACUUCCCUGCUCUUUCUACUAUCAGACAAGCUAGAACCUGUGUCAUUUAAAGAAGGAGAAGUUAUAAUAACUAAGGGUGAUGAGGCUACAUGCAUGUACAUAUUAUAUGACGGGGCUGUGGAUAUAUUUUCAGAUGUUGAUUGCAAUUAAAACAAUAAAAUAGUGCAUUUGACGAGUAAUUAAGUCCUUGGUGAGAAGGCUUUGGAAAAUGAUGAUAAAAGAGGAGCAAGUAUCAAAGCUGCUGCAGAUUGUAAACUACUGAGACUUAAAAAGCUAUACUACAAUUCUAUAGUCUAGGAUGUUAUUGUAAUGUAAAAGUUCUAGGCUCUUGACUUUUUAAAAACAAUUGAAAUACUUAAGGGAUGGUCUUUGAUUAAGCUUCAAAGUCUAAAUAAAUGUCUCACAGAAAAAAAUUACAAGCCUGGUGAUAUAAUUUAUAAAUAAGGAGAUGAUUCUAGAGUCUUCUACAUUAUCAGGAGAGGUUCUGUCCUAGCCGAAACAAUCAUAGAUAUUGAUGAAUAUAAUAGAUACCCAAUUGUAAAUAGUGAUUUAUCAUCUAACUUUUAGGGAAUUAAAACUUGGGAGAUUGUUAAGAAAACUAAAAGAAUUAGAUACAAGGUCUACGAAAUCGGAAAAACCUAGAUAUUUGGUCAUGAUGAAUUAGUACUUAAUAUCUAGAGAUAAAUGACAAUAAGAGCACUUGAAGAGACAAACGUACUUUAUUUGAAUAAGGAUUAGUUUGAGGAUUUUAAUAUAAUUGAGAAAGCUGAUAUGUAGAAGAUUAUAGAGAGAGUUGCACCUGUUGAUGUGGAGAAGAUAGCACUUAGCAUAAUGAAUAUAAAAACUAACACCAAAAUAAAGAUAAAUAAGCUUAAGCCAUGGCUUGAAAAGAUAAGAAUAAUGCAAAAGAAUAAUGCACUUGUAAAGCCAGAAAAUCAAAAGAGUUCAACCCUUGAAGAAGGAUCCGGAACAGUAGUUACUUUAGAGGACUCAGAUGAUGAUCAAAUAUAAAAUGAUGAACUUAAAAAAGUUAAAGUGCUUAAAGUUAUCAAAGAGAAAAUGAGAGUAAGCGGCAACGAGUACUUGAAGGCUUAGGAGUUUAAGAGCUCAGAAUUGAAGUCCAGACUAAUGGAGGGGGAUUAACCUACUAAGUCAAAUUAGAUAGACGCUCAAGUUUCAGUUGCUAGUAAUUUCACAUUAUGCUGUGAGGAUUUAAUCAACUGGAUUAAUCUUGUUGAUCUUAAAAAGGAAUAGAUUAUCUCGAUUUCAGCCAGUGAGACCUCUACUAUCGAUGCUGAUGCAGUUUUGAUUUUGACUUAUAGAACUGAAAAAGAGCCAUCCAUGACUUCUCUUAAAGAAAUCAAAUUCAACUUAUUGAAAAACGUUGUUGAUUGGGAUGAGUAAUACAAUUAGUUGCAAGAGAUUCAUAAAAAUGAGAAAAUAGAGGUCAUCAGUUUGACUCACACUGCUAGAAACAUAGGUCAAAUCAAUAUCUAAAUCCUAUGGUACCUUACAUGUGAAAAUAAGAUUCAAUAUACAAGCAAGCAUUUUUAAAACACUGGAGAUCUCUUAGCUCUUCUUAGCGAAGGAUUAGUAUAUUUGAAUAGUCAUGUAGCUCCACAUAAUCUUGUAAGUUUUUCAGUUUUUGAAGAUGAUCAUCCUUGUCCAAAACAGUAAUACCACUUGGUAAUCUAUCACUAAGGUGAAGGAAUCGCUCCAUUGGUGAGACAUCCUGAAGUACAAGGGGAAAUUUAUAGUAUUGAUACCAUCAGUACAAGAACAUGGGAGGAUGCGGUCGAUAAAAGUAUUAAGCUAAUGGAAAGCAAUGGCACCUCUGAAUACAAAUUUUCUACCAGUUCAUAUAACUAUUCAGUUGAUGACCAAAAGUAAAUUGCAGUUAUUAGAUGGCUUAAAGUUCAUGAGGAUCUUCUUGCUGAUCACUCUAGAGGAAUGUGCAAUUGUACAAUUUUUUGA